GUUGGCCAGGCUGGUCUUGAACUCCCAACCUCAGGUGGUCCACCUGCCUCGGCCUUCCAAAGUGCUGGGAUUACAGGAAUGAGCCACCGCCGCAGUCGAAAGGAUGGUGUUCUGUGUUGAAGUCCUGCAUAAGCAAAGUCCCAGAGGCGGGUAUGAGCCUGGGCUUUUAGGCCUGGCUGGAGCUGACUGUGGUAUUUGAGGGGUGGGCGUAGAUGUUGACCAAGUACGGUAAGGAGGUGUGUGCAAAGUUGGUGGUCCUUCAGUGUCAGAUAUAUGUGUCAGAUGUGUGUCCAGGAUGCCCCACAUGCCAGCUUGCAGAGGGCUUCCCGUGCUAGGCUGGCAUGUGGUCCAGGAGUUGCCAUGUGCCAGCUGUGUGUUCGAGGCAUGCGGUCACAUGUGCUGUGGGCUGCACGUGAGUGUGUCAGUGUCUCCUCCCCAUCACGAGCAUCGGGGGUGGUGGACCCAGCGCGGGCGGCAGGCGGGCAGGCAGGCGGCGGCCUCGGAGGGGAGACUGAGCGGUGGCAGCAGCGGUGGCGGCAGCCAGCGGCGGGGAGGCAGGCCCAGCCGGGGACUGGAGCCAGCGGCGGCUUCUCCUCACAGGGGACCAGGAGUCUGUGGCCAGGCCCUCCCACUGAGACCCAGCACCGGGAGCCCCUGGGACACCCCACCCUCCUCCGCCUUUCUCUUCCACCUGCUCCUCUCCAUCCUCCUCUCCUUCCUCCCUAUCUCUCCACCUCAUUUGCCCCCUUCUCGGCCUCUCUGGGUCUCCCAGCCCUCCGUCCUCCCCAGCCCUCCACUCCCGGGCUCUCCCCGCCCCCAGCAUGCUUUUCCCGUGGGGGCUGAGGGCUUGAGGACUCCGGGCCCUUGCCUCAACCAGGGCAGGGCCCAGGCUCCAGGGGGGAGGGGGGAAGGGGGCGGCCCCCUCCCCCAGCAGGCCCUCCCCUCCCCCACUUCCCCUGAUGGCCGGCUUCCUUUUCUGCACCCAGUCCUCGCCCCCUGUGGCCCCCCCAGGCCGGCCCGGCUAGGGGAGGGGGCGGGGGCCCUUUCCCGGGCCAGCUUCCCCCUCCCCCGGCUUUGCCUGUGCCCCCACUUCCAUUUUCACCUUCCUCUCCUCCUUUCCUCUCUCCUUCCCCUCCAUUUGCUCCUUCCCCCUCUCCUCGCUCCCCUUCUCUCCUCCAUUUUCUCCUUUCCCCUUCCUCCCCUCCCCGGCCCACCCUCUCCUCUUCCACCUGUCCUUCCUCCCUGCUCCUGUGGAGCCACCGUUUUGGAUUAGUUGGGGGCCACCACCAGCGGCGGGGGAGGGGGCCCUGUGGACUGCCCUCUCCCCCCGCCCAGCCCCACCGCCACCCAGCGCCGGAGCACCUCCCGCU
Molecule: messenger RNA, 1370 nt
Organism: Rhinopithecus roxellana (golden snub-nosed monkey)
Lineage: Eukaryota; Metazoa; Chordata; Mammalia; Primates; Cercopithecidae
Product: vegetative cell wall protein gp1-like
Exons: 2
Coding region: 296-1273 (325 amino acids)
Source: RefSeq, a predicted model, not a curated record